AUGACUUUCUUCCAAAACCAGUGUGAGGAUGACUGCUAUUCUCCCUGCAAUUAUGGGAGCCUGUACAGCUACCGCAGCUACGACUGUGGGAGUCCCUGCGGAUACAGGGGCUAUGGCGGCCUCUACGGCUACCGAGGCCUCUAUGGCUUUGGGGACCGGUAUGGCUGUGGUGGUCUCUACGGUUACCGGGGCAUUUAUGGCUCUGGGGACUACUAUGGCUCUGGAGGUCUGUAUGGAGGCUAUAGGGGCUACUAUGGCUUUGGAGACUGCUACGGCUACCCAGGCUUCUAUUCCGGCCGCUAUGGCUACCCCUUUGGUUCACGAUAUGGCCUGAGGUACGGCUACGGGAGCUGCUAA
Neopsephotus bourkii (Bourke's parrot) is the source of this 357-nucleotide messenger RNA. Its product is annotated as keratin-associated protein 6-2-like. The transcript has a single exon. The record is from RefSeq and is a predicted model, not a curated record. NCBI's taxonomy places the organism in Eukaryota, Metazoa, Chordata, Aves, Psittaciformes, Psittacidae. Bases 1 to 357 code for a protein of 118 amino acids.